AUGCCAAUUGAUCAAGAGAAACUAGCGAAGUUGCAGAAGAUGUCUGCCGGCAACAAGGUCGGUGGUACCAGAAGAAAGCAAGCCAAGAAGACCGGUUCUGGUAGCGCUGGUAACAAGGACGACACCAAGUUGCACAACCAGUUGGCUAAGUUGCACGCUGUCACCAUUGACAAUGUUGCUGAGGCUAACUUCUUCAAGGACGACGGUAAGGUCUUGCACUUCAACAAGGUCGGUGUCCAAGUUGCUCCACAACACAACACUUCCGUUUUCUACGGUAUGGCCCAAGAGAAGAACUUGCAAGAAUUGUUCCCAGGUAUCAUCUCCCAACUUGGUGGUGAGGCUAUCCAAGCUUUGUCUCAACUAGCUGCCCAAAUGGAGAAGGCCCAAGCUAACGAAAACGCUGGUGAAGCCAAGGACGAAGCCAUCCCAGAAUUGGUUGAAGGCCAAAGCUUUGAUGCCGAAGUUGAGUAA
This is a messenger RNA of Nakaseomyces glabratus, 471 nucleotides long. RefSeq names its product Egd1p (gene EGD1). Lineage: Eukaryota; Fungi; Ascomycota; Saccharomycetes; Saccharomycetales; Saccharomycetaceae. Gene Ontology annotation, cellular component: nascent polypeptide-associated complex; cytosol. The record is from RefSeq and is a predicted model, not a curated record.